AAAAAAACAAACAAACAAUGUAUAUACAUUCGGAAAAUUAAAGUUCCCAUUAAAGAACUACAUAUAGCUCAUUUGAAUAACUCCUGUAAUUUUCCGUUAAUAAUUAGCCCCUUUUUUUAGCUUUACUUGCUGUUGUUCUGUACAAAAUUUGGACCAGGUUAUAAUUACCAUCUGAACGCAUUUAUGCAUUCCUCCUACCCUCCUUACAAAAUGGUUAAGCACAAUGGUCAAUAAGUACAAAUAAUCGAUCACUUCGAUUGGUUUCUUAUGUACAUUGCUGCUUCAGAAUGACCAUUGUCACGUGCAUUUUCUUAGCAACAUUGGGUCUAAUCUUCAAUCCUUCAAGCGCCCAACUCUCCCUGGAUUUCUACGAGAACAGCUGCACUCCUCUGCCUGAUAUAGUUCAUGAUAUAAUGCGCGCAACUUUGAAUCGGAAUCCUAGGAUGGGAGCUUCCAUUCUCCAGCUCUUCUUCCAUGAUUGUUUUGUUAAUGGAUGUGAUGCUUCAAUCCUUUUGGAUGAUACAGAUUUUUUCAUAGGAGAAAAAUCCACCCCACCAAACAAGGAUUCGGCCCGAGGAUUCGAACUCAUCGAUACUAUUAAGUCAGAAGUGGAAAGAUUCUGCCCUGAGACUGUUUCAUGUGCUGAUAUACUAGCACUCGCAGCCAGGGAAGCUGUCGCAUUGCUUGGAGGACCAUUCUUUGAAAUUGGUCUAGGCAGGAGAGACUCACUCGUAGCGAGCUUCAACUCAGUGGCAGGGCAAAUCCCUUCACCAUCUUUCAACCUUCCUCAACUAAUUGCAUCAUUUGAAGCAAAAGGGCUUGACUACAGGGAUUUGGUGAUCCUGUCCGGAGCUCACACCAUUGGGAGAGCCAGAUGCCUCAGGUUCAGAAACCACAUUUACAAUGAUACCAAUGUCGACCCUGAUUUUGCUGAUUCUGUCAAGGUCUUGUGUCCGAUCAACGACAACGACGACGAGAAUCUCCCCUUGGAUUUCCAAACGGCUGAUCUGUUCGACAAUCUGUACUAUGUGAACUUGAUUAAUCGCCGUGCAUUGUUGCAUUCCGAUCAGGAGCUAUAUAAUUACGGUACACCGGUGGAUCGGCUGGUGGAAUUGUAUGCCAGUGACAUGGACGCGUUCUUUGGUGAUUUUGCAGAUUCCAUGGUGAGAAUGAGUAGCAUGAAUCCCUUAACUGGAUUCCGUGGAGAGAUCAGAAGGGAUUGUAGGAGAGUUAACUUUCUUGGAUGAUAUAGUUAAAAUAAAUAAAUAAAUAAAAAAUAGUGAUUUGAAUGUUACACAUUUAUUAGAUCACGUCAAAGAAAAAUAAUGACUUGUUUUCAAUCUCAAUUACUUAUUAAUGUACAUUUUCUAACACUUAGAGCACCACUUCAUACUCUAAAUCUAAAUAAGUUAA
Oldenlandia corymbosa var. corymbosa is the source of this 1413-nucleotide messenger RNA. The record is from the annotation of a GenBank genome assembly. Lineage: Eukaryota; Viridiplantae; Streptophyta; Magnoliopsida; Gentianales; Rubiaceae.